This is a messenger RNA of Serendipita indica DSM 11827, 1212 nucleotides long. The record is from the annotation of a GenBank genome assembly. Lineage: Eukaryota; Fungi; Basidiomycota; Agaricomycetes; Sebacinales; Serendipitaceae.
AUGCGUCUCUGGUGGUUAUCUCUCCCGCUCCUCGCCAGCGCCUUUCACAAUAUCACCUAUGUCUCCAACGAUCCUGCACUCGUUUACACGCCAACCAACACUUGGCAGAAUUGGCCUCCCAACGGCUGUCUAAACUUUCCCAUCGGACAAUGGUCAAAGGUGCCCGGCACCAUUACACUCAAGUUCUCUGGCGUCGCAGUCUUUGCCUAUGGCCUCUUUGACGACGAUACAAACCCCAUCUACACCAUCCAGGUCGACGACGAGUCGCCGGUUCGUCUCGGAGAUUAUACUUCGACAAACUGCGAGCUCUUUUCAAAGACGGGUCUCCGCGCCGGGAACCACACCAUCAUCUUCCGUCUCACAGGGGAACGGCCAGGAGACGUAAAGGAUCUUAGCUUUCAGGGCUUUAUUGUGACUGUCCCAGAUGUGGGAGACGACGUUACACAAACUUCGAAUAAUACACCAUCCAGAAAGUCCAACACAGCCAUCAUCGCCGCAGCUGUAGCCAUUGGAGUCGCUGCUCUUGUUGGUGUCAUCAUUGGCAUCUACUUCUGGCGAUCCAGGCGAAACCGAGCUCAAAAGGGUCAGCCAAUUGGAGUCCCACCCCCAUCUUCAUUUAGCAACCAACCACCGGUCACUACACAGUACAACAACGGCUUUGAUCCAAGCAUCCCACAACCUACGCCGUUCUUCGUCCCUCCACGUGAAAACUCGCCACACAAUAACCCAACGCCUGCAUGGGCGGCUCCGAUGCCUGGAGAGGGUCCCUCGCAUCCCAACUCUCCAUACAAUCAACCAGGACAAGCCGGGUAUUUCCCUCCCCCACCUUCUAACAAUAUACCCGCGGAAACAGGAUAUCCAAACUACUACGGCCCAUCACCGUCCAACGCAGGCAGCUCAUCGGGCUACGGUGCACCAAACUCUCCACCACCAUUCCAGCAAGGAGGCACACAGGGGGGCUACAAUUAUCAACCUCCACCACCAGUCUCGCCAGCCCCCACCUCGAGCUACAUGCCAGCAGCCUCCGAAGUCUCUUACACGCAAAUGUCCGAUGUGACGCAGUCGAGUGGUGGGUAUAAACCCCCAAUUGACACAAAGGCGACGCCGUUUGCCAAGGGCGCCGUGAAUCCAAACGCUGCGCCUGUCCAUCGUGUGGAUGGUCCGAGUGGUUCAAAUCCCCAAGCCCCGCCACAAUACGACGCGCCUUUCUAG